This is a messenger RNA of Drosophila innubila, 6663 nucleotides long. It is a transcript of the gene mud, whose product is annotated as polyamine-modulated factor 1-binding protein 1. Bases 243 to 6011 code for a protein of 1922 amino acids. The record is from RefSeq and is a predicted model, not a curated record. The transcript has 12 exons. NCBI's taxonomy places the organism in Eukaryota, Metazoa, Arthropoda, Insecta, Diptera, Drosophilidae.
CGCUUUUCGUUACAAGCGCGCCCAUUUUCGGCGUCUAGGUUAUACCGUUUGCAUUUACCGUAGUCUUGUCCUUUGUUUAAAGCGCGUGCAUUAUGUUUGGUUUGCCUUUAAAUUGUAAAGUCUUCUAAUGAAGUUGGGUAGAGCGAAACAAAUUUGAAGAAACAAAUAAUCCACGCGUUCAAUGUUAUAUUUCUGUGUUCAACAUUAAAUUUGUUUUUUCCUUUUUUUUUUUUUUGUAAAUAAUGGAGCUUCGUGUUUGGAAGUUGCUACUGUUGCAGUGGGCGAAAGAAUGUAAUUUUAUAGAGGAAAUUUCCACUAUAGAAGAUUCAGAUAUUGAGGCAUUUUAUGCCGUCUAUGUGCAGCAUGCUCAGGUUAAGCCACGAUCGGAUAUGGAUAUUCUAAAAUAUUCGACAUCUUUAGGAUCGCUGAACAUAUUUCUUCGAGAUAUCUAUCCAGAUUUUAUCCCAAAUUUGGACCGCGAUGGUCGGGUGUCGCGGAAGGAUUACAUCUUUGUGUAUACACUUCUCAUGCACUAUGCCUGUGUUCAGAAUCCCAGCAAAUACUUUCAUAAUAUCUGCGAACAUUUACCAGAGACUGUGCAGCAAUGUAUUGCGGCAUUUCUCCAGCAGACUGUUAAUAAGCCAGAUCUUACACGUGACUACUUGCAUGAGACCAUUGUAAAUGUGAGAAGUGAUGUGGACAUCAGUUCUCUAGAUCCUUUGCCAUUAUCAUUACCUGCAACAUGUGGGCGUUCGAUUUCCAAUGACAGUAGCUGCUGCAGUUCCGCCAUCACCACCGUGAAUGCCCACGGUGGCCUCGAUGGUUUCAACAGUUUGUCAGGCAGCAACAUUAGGGAUUUGACCACAAUCGACAAUGAAGCGAGUGGAAGUACGAAAUCUCUGUCGCUAACGCCGGUGCCACAAGAGCGUCUUUCUACGCUGAAUGACAGUCAAAUUUUUGCCCCACCAACACCAAAAACCGAGCUCCUUGAACAGCGGACUCGCGAGCUCCUAGGAUUGCGGGCACAACUGGAAACAGAGCGGUAUGAAAAGACUGUCUUAGAAGAAAAAAUUUUAGAAAAUGAGCAUCUAAUCAAAUCGCUCAGCAGAGAAAACAACGUGAAAAAAAUGCAGUUAUCAAAACUGAAAGCCACAGUACAAAACGAAAACAACGAAGAGGAUAUUUACAUGGAUAACUAUCUACCUAAUGAAUUUGAAAACUUGAAACGUCGGUUGAUGAAGGAGCUAAGCAACAGGAAUGCAGACCUUGCCGCGAAAAACGAACAGUUGCAGGAGCUUAGGGCCGAGCAUGGUGUAGUGGUUGAUAAGUUAAAGAUAUCAGAAAAGCAGUUCGUUACGUGCAUGGACCAACUUGUCGAGCUAGAGUCGCACGUACAAAACUCCACGCAGUUAUUAAGUGACAAGGAAAAUGAAAUUGCUAGUCUUCUGCGAGACAAGCUGGAGCUGCAGCAGUGUCUGCAAGAAACUCGAAAUGAGCUUUACAAUGGUCGGGAGGUUCUGAACGCUUCUUCUGAUCUUCUGGACACUUCGCAAUUGCACAGCAGCAUGAACACAACUCCCGAGAAUUUAGCUACCUCAGUAAUUGAUAAGCAAUUGCGUGAAAAGGAGCAGGAAAACGAUCAGCUAUGCGAGCAGCUCGCACUCAAUGCGCAAGAGAAGGCACGUAUUGUAGAAGAACUCUUGCAGAUCGUUCAAAAAUUUCAUCUGGAGAUACCUACUACACCUGACAAAUCCGAAACGCGAUUGCUGUUCCUAAUUAAGCAUAAUAUGGAGCAGAUGUCAUUUAAUUAUGAGAAAGAGCAGAAAAGGACAAAGGAAUUGCAGGCACAGUACAACACGAUGUUGCACCAAAAUAUUGUUGACGAAGAUCAUAUUCAGAAACUGAAGAAUGAAGUUGAUAAAUUAAAUCUGGAACUGGCAGAGAGUAACACCAAUCUGCUGAGUAAAAACAAGACAUUGCAGCAAUAUGAAAAAGAAUUUGAAGAUAAGUUAUCCAGCAUUCGCCAGGAGUUGGAGAAUAAAGAUCGAGAACUCGUACAGAUAAACAGGGAACUUACAGAUGCAUCCAGUUUAAAUAGUUGUUUGGAUACACGCAUCAAUAACGAAAUGGAUCGUUGGACCCAAUGCAAUAACGAAAAGAUAGAACUGAAGCAUCAGCUGGACAUCCAAAAAGAAGAUCGUUGUCUUGAGAUGUCGAUAACAUUAAAGCAGCUUAGGAAUAUUACUUCAAUUAAUGGGCAGCUGGAAGAGGAAUUACAAGCCAGCAUCGAAAAUUCAAACAAGAAGCAAGAAGAAAAUAUAGUACUGCAAAAAAAACUGGAGGAUGCAAUGCAAGAACUUUGCAAGCAGAAAAUAGAGCAUACGAGAGUUAUUCAAAAUCUAAUGGCUAUCAAUGAAAGUCAUAUACAGCUGGAGAAGGAGGCAAAAACAACAAAUGAUACGUCAAAUGAUCAACGUAACCAAAUACUUUUACUAGAGCAGAAACUGGAGCUCGCAUCACAACAACUUUGUGUACAGAAUCUGGAACGGGAGCAUAUUGAGAAGGAAUUAAAAGCUGCAAAGAUAAAUGAAGCACAGUUGAAAACCGAGCUUAAUGCAAGCAUUAAAAAAAAAAUCGAGUUUGAGACGGCAAAAAUUCAACUGGAAAAGCAAGUAGACUCGAUGCGGCAGGCUCUCAAAGAGCGGAAACACGAGCAAGAACAAUCCUUGGUGGAAUCGGAAAAACAGCUUAGGCAGUUACAGGAUCAAAUAGAACAGACAGAGCUGCAACGCGAUGAGCAGCUCUCUGAUGUUCGAAAAUUACUUUUAAAUGAAGAGAAAAAAUCUGAGCUUCUGGAAAAACAAUUAAAUCAUAUGGAAGUCAAGUUCGUAGCCAGUGCAAGAGAUAUGAAAGAUAUACUUUCAAAAAAGGAGGAGGAAAAUCAGAAGAUCGAAACACAGUUAAAUCUGACCACCAAACGCCUGGAGAAAUUGUCCAUAAAGCUGGGUGAACAGCAAGCUGCUCUAUCCAAAAAGCAACGCGAUGUUGCUCAGGCUAAGCUUUUACAAGACGAACAAACGGACAUUAUUCGCACAUUAAAACAUGAAAAGGAAAAUUUGCAGUUAGAGCUGCGACAGAACAAAGAGCGUGUUAAACGUGCCGAAGAUAAAUUGAUUAGUUUGGAACAGCAACGUUCUUCAGAAGAAACGGAACUCGUUGCAAAGAAUGACCUUGUUGUCAUUCUCCAAAAAAAGUUAAAAAGUACAGAGAUGAAAAUGUGCAAGCUAAAUCAAGAUUUAAGCCUAGCAGAGAAGGAAAAAGUGCGUUUGAGUCUUGAUAUUGGGGGGCUUAACUCAGAAAUACAGCAGUAUCAGAAGCGUACAGUAGAGCUAAGUGAACAGCUCCAAUUAUUUAACGAAGCCCAAGCCUUAGAUAAAAAUUCCAAUGUUGAGAAGUUCGAACUGUCAAAUAUGCAACAGCAGUUGGAUGGAGUCAAGCUCCAGUUAUCAGAGGUGCUGCAGGAGCUAGACAGUACUCGGCUAAUGCACACAUCGGUUCAGUGCGAACUAGAUGAAAAAAAUCAUAUACUAAAAACUCAGCGCGAACAAUCAGUAAAACUUGAAGCUCAACACAAGCAAAUAACUAGCUCUCUACAGAAAGAACUUGAUAAGUGCUAUGCCGAACUUACAGAGAUUCGCAAAAGCCGUGAUGAACUCCUGGACACCUUGCAUAAGUCGCAGGAACAAAUAACACAGCAUCAAGCUAAGGCACAGCAGUUGGAACUUAACUGUCAGAUACUACAGGCAAAGUAUCGUGAUGCCAAGGAAGAGAUAAGUCACUUCGAUCAAAAACUUAAAGAUCAGCGUCUUGAAAUGGAGGGCAAACUAGAAAAGAUGAAAAUUAAAAUGCGCACACUGUACAAGGCGGAAGUGACCCGAAUGAAGGAAAAGCAGGAGCGUGAUGCGGCCAGUGGCCAGUCGGAACUGGAUAAACAUAGUGCUCAGAACAUCAAGUAUGAGGAACACACGCGAAAACUGUCAAAUCAGAUUGUUCGUCUUAAUGAAAAGAUAUUAGAGCAGCAAAAGCAAUAUGCCGUACUUAGCACUAAGUUACGCCACUUUCAAGAAGCCGAUCAUGCUACAGCUAAUUCCUCGGCCAAUGAAGAAUGGCAGCCCUUUAAGCGUCCUAGUGCUCCUUCUUCUAAUUUAGGCAGUAAUCUUGCUAUGGAGGAUGAAGAAGGCGAGAUCUUCAAUAACACCUAUCUGACUGAUUUGAAGUUGGGUCGAGUGCCGGAUAUGACCGCUGAAGAACUGCAAUAUCGCAAUUCAAUGCAGCCGCCGCAUUUGAAGAGCGCCUAUGCGGCACAAUAUGACUUGGGCACUCAAGAAGAUGAUCUCAAAGACUGUCAACUUAGCCUGGAUGAUAGCAUGAGCACACUGCUUUGUAUUAAAGGCGGCAACGCUGUUGGUGCACGAAAAAAGUCUAUGGGCACGCACUAUAAGCGUCCGGGACCGCCAACCCCUAGUAAAAAUGGUGGUCGUUUAUCAUUUGGCAGCUCAGAUCCACCGAGGGAAAUAUUACGCGAAGCUUUUGAUCAUAAUUGUACUGUCAAGACGCCAGCGCGUUUUAAGAUGUUUGCCUCACGUUUUAGCAUGGGCAGUAGUGGUAUAGGCGGCGGACAUUUCUUACCACGCGACGAGCAGCGGCGACAUCGACAACGUAAUCUGUUAUCGGGUGUUCAGCGUCGUAAUCUGAAGCUCCGUGCCUCUGGCGCAUUCUGCACUUCUACACCGCGCAAGAGCCGGCCCUAUAACGAUCUUAAGCGCAAGUUCGUGAAAAGUGAUCCCUUAUCAGAGGAUCAAUCAGGUCUACAGCAGAAGGAUGGCACACCGCAUCUGUCUACCGCUGAACUACUGACAAUGACAUACGGACACGAGCGCAAGUUGAGCACCUGCCGACGCCAGUCAGUGGGUACAGAAAGUUCAUGCAGCAGUGUUGCAUCUAAUAGCAAUGAUUUUGCAGAGACACCACGCACUUCAUUCUGUUUGCACGGAAAUAUCAUUGCAAAGACCAGAACACGCAUUAAAUUUUCUCCAAAGGAGCAAUUAUGUUAUCAACGAACACAGCAGCGAAGCAAAAUCCGCCAGCAGCGCUUUGAAUGUUUUGAUCAGGCAAGGCGUUUGUCCGACUAUGAUUCAGAAUGUGAAGAACAGGAGGUGAUUGUACCUUCACAGGAAAACAGCGCAGGGUAUGCGCUAUAUAACGAUAAUAAUAAUUACAGUACGCAUAAUAAAAACUAUUCGCUGAUGGUUACAGAUACCACACUCCAGCUGGAGAAGCUAAGUAUCAACCUCACGGAGUGUCACUUAGAAUCUUCGUUGGAUCAGAGUUUAAAUGCGGCUGCCACUUUUAAUAUCGCCUCAGUAAAUUCUGCUGCUACAUGCUCUAAUUGGAUGGGGAUGCAACAGCCAUCGGUUGUGAAGGCGCUGGUCGCCACAUACGAUUAUAAGAAUAUCACUAGCCCGGUAUUGCAACAUUUUGAGGAGGACCAAGCUUGCACAUGGCAAACGGAUACUGAUGAUCAGUCUGCCGUGCAGCCAUGUCUAUACAGGAAUACAGUGGUGCACACCCAGGAGCAUAACCAAAACGAGACUCCCUUAUCACUCGAUCAACAGGUCAACAGCAAUAAUAACCUAACGGUCAGUUGCACAACCAACUCUUCUUCUCGUCAAUCCUGGACCACACACUCCUUGGGCCAUAUUCAGUCGCAUCGGCUGCCAAGCAUUACCGUGAACACUAUACAGGCCCUUAGUGACGUUCAGGAAACACCCAAUCGGAUGAAUUUGUGGUGCCGGCAGUGGCAUUGCAUGCGUUUGAAUCAACGUUCCGUGAUGUUGAUAGUACUGGCACUAUUUUUGUCGCUAUUUUACUUUAUCUACGACAAAGUGGUCCUAGCCAUCACCUUGGCUCUAUUACUUUUGCUUAGUACAUACUACUUUUUCAGCAAAUAAAUGCUGGAAGAAGGGACAAACAAUAAUUCGACGACAACAGGCAGCGUUUUUUUCUUUCUUUCAUAAAAUUUCCACAGUAUUAUUUAAUUUUUAUAUUCAUCAUUUCCGUUGUUCAUUUGCAGAACUCGCCUCCUAAGCGACGCCUCAGUAACAUGUUCAAACGCAAGUAGUCGUACUCAUCAGAUUAGUUAUGUUGUGAUGCCCUAAUGAAAUCACAACGUCUGUGGUAGUAGUCUACCGUAAUUUUGUAAAUACAGUAUCGUCAAAAUCUCUGAAUAUAAGUCUUUAGUGAUGUAAUCAAUAAUUCCAACAAUUCAUAAUUACGACAUGAAGUACACGCAUUUAUGUUAAGGAUAAAAAAUAAAUAAUUUAAUUAAAGAAGGUUUAUUUUUCGAAUCGUCAAUCCAAAUUUGGUCAUGUUUGCCAUCUAUGUAUGUAGUAGAAUACAUUUAAAUAAGACCUUAUAUAUUAAUGGCACACGCUAGUUAUUUUGUAAUGUAUCACUUUAUGUUAAUGAUAAUGAAAAAAAAUGAAAGUAUGAAAAACAAUGAAAUAUGUAUGCCUUGCGCUUUAAUUAAUUCUAUGAACGCAUUUCCCUUUUUUUUUUUAUUAAUAUAUCCUUGCGAUGAAGAAAUAAACAGAGGAUUCUCAA